AUGAGUAUAAAGCAGGUUCACCCUACAAAUGAAGUUGAAGAAUAGAACGAAUUUAAAAAAGGAUUGCAGUAAUUAACUAGUUAUAAAGUGUAUAGCUCUGUUCAGACAUUUAACGAUCUUCGAAGAAGAAGAAUACAAGUCAGAGAAGCUACAUUAAUUUUAUCUCCGAAACUUCAACAAUAUCAGCAUAUGUUGCAACCAAAAAUAAGUUAGUUUACAAGUUAAGAUUAAAUUAUGGAAGAGGAAGAUGUUUUGGUGUUGGAUGGCUUUAAAAUUAAAUUUAACAGGGCCAUCAGAAGAUUACUAAUCAUCCUGAACUUUGCUAGAGCUAUAACCUACUUUUCAAAAUAGAAAAAGAAAAAGAAUAUUACUUAAAGUUCAAUUUCCAAAUAAUAAAUUCCCUUUCUUCCUCACCUAAAGUUUAUUCGUUUGUGGAGAGAAAUUAUAAGUUUCAACACUGUUGUUGCAAACAUCGUUUACCCAAUUUACAUCACUUAUUCUGAGUUUGACUAGUAUGAUUUUAUAACGAUAGUUACAUUUAUUAUAGAUUUUUUAUUCUUUGUUGAUGUUAUAUUAGAAUAGAUGAUUUGUCAGAUAGAUAAUAAUAAUAUCCUCCUAAAAACAUUUUCAUCCAUAUUCAUUCAUAAUGUAACAGGAUGGUUAAUUUUUGAUAUACUGACAAUUCUACCUUAUAAAUUAUUUGUACCUAAAAUGGAAGAUUCUUUCUAAUUGAGAGACUAUUUUAAUUUAUUGAAAUUAAUAAGACUAUUCAAAUAUUUCACUUAAACAGACAGAAAAAUUCUAUAUCAUUCAGCCGAUUCAAAAAAAACUUAGAUCUCUAUUGAAGAUAAAUUAUCUUUCUUUGAUUAUUUCUCUUUAAUAGAUGCCAAAUUUCUAAGUGUUUUGAACAUUUUUAAAAAUAUGCUGAUUUUAAUAAGUGCAUUUGGCUGUAUGUGGCAUUAUGUACAAUAUUAUGAAGGAAUUUCUAUGGCAUAAGAUUCUAACAAUUGGACAUCAUACAUCGAUGGGUUAUUCUGGGCAAUACAAACAGUUACUGUUGUUGGAUAUGGCAAUGUUUCUAUUUCUACUUCUAUGUAAUAUAACCUUGUCAUUGUGUGGCUCUUAGUUGGAGUCGGAUUCUAUUCAUUUACUAUUGGAAAUUUAGCUUAAAUCUUAGAAUAGUAAACAUCGGCUGAAAUUUAGAAAGAACACUUAGAAGAUUUAGAAAACUUGAUGGACACAAUCAUUAUUCCAGACUGGUUGUCUGAUCAAGUGUCACAUUUUCUGACUUACAACCUAGAAAAUAAUUCUUUCUGGAAUUAUAGAAAAAUAAUAGACUCGUUGCCCGGAUAACUGAAAAAGUAUACAAUAUGCUUUUCUUAAUAACAAUUAAUUGUAAACACUAAUCUAUUUAAAUUGGAUAUUAAUAUUGCCUCCAAACUAUUACCAUAUAUGACAAUAUUCUACUAUUAAAAGUAUGAAACAAUCUAUUAUGUUGGCUCACCCAGUAUGGACGUUUACUUCCUAAUAACAGGAGAAGUGAGAUUGUGUGAUGAAUAAGGUCGAAGUAUGUUAAACAUUAUAGAAGGCAGCAUCUUUGGUGAAAUGGAGAUUCUAGAUUAAGUUAAUAGAAAACAAAGUGCUGUCGCAUCCAAAAAUUCUGUUGUUAUCAUUUUUCCUGUUUAGAUAUUUUUAGAUAUAAUUUAGACAGACGAGAGUCUUUCUUUUGAAAUCGAGCAACUAGGUUUGCGAAGAAAAAUUCUUAUCAAGGAAAGCCAUCUCAGAAUGAGAUCAAAUUAAAAGGUAAGAAGAGUAAGUUGUAUAAACUACAAAGAAUAACGAAAGCCAACAGAUAUAAGCAAAAAUAUUAUGGAAAAGGAGUUUAAAUAGAGAAUUUCAAAAGAAUCUUUUUAGUUCAUUCAAACAAGGAUAUUAAAGUAUAUUUUCGGAAGAAAUUAAGAAAGGAAGUGGAGAUCAUUUCAGAAAUUUAGAGAUGCUGUUUAAAAAGUUAUGAAAUUUAAUAAGCAAAAGAGAGAACUUAAUAAAAGGAGAAGAGAAAGUUGUAUAGGAUUAAAAAUGAUUAAUAAUUUCAAAGGUACUACUGAAAAUGAGUAAUUGAUGAUUAAAUAAAUAUUUAAAUUAUAGAAGCAAAAAAGACAAUUAAUGAAAACUUUGAAGUAAAUCAUUAAUCAUGUAAAAUCAGGAUUAUAAGCUCCUUUGCUAAUUACGCCUUCUCCUUAUUUUUAUUGUUUAUUAAAGGAAUAAAAAUAAUAAAUAUUAGAGAAAAAGGAAUAAGAGACUUAGAACAAAUUUCAAAAACAAUAAAAAAUAAAGAAAAUUAAUCCAUAUUACUAACUAAGACACUUAAAUGAUUUUUGGAGUAAACUCUAAAAUGAAUUAAUUUAAUACAAAAAUGCAAAGGCAGAUCUCAGAUACUCUCAAAUGGAAGUGGACGGAGUUUAUUUUGAAAUUUAAGGUCUGAUAAAAUCUAUAAUAUGA
Paramecium tetraurelia is the source of this 2499-nucleotide messenger RNA. RefSeq lists its product as uncharacterized. The transcript has 6 exons. Lineage: Eukaryota; Ciliophora; Oligohymenophorea; Peniculida; Parameciidae. The record is from RefSeq and is a predicted model, not a curated record.